CAUAUCUGUUGAUAAACCUGAGGAUACUCGAGGAAGACAAUACGGUAUGUGGGAGUGUGAGACACAGACAGUGAGCAGGAUUUACUGACAAAUAUUUAAGGGGCACCAAAUGUGAUCAGGCCCCCAUUAUACCCAUAGUAAGUGAGUGGUCAUGUUGAAGACAUGGAGCCAACAGUGCCGACAACGUCAUGUACCAAUUUCUUCAACUAUGACACCUUCACCCACUUUACAACAAUACCCGCUGUGGCGAUCAUACUCGUGCUGGCUUUCCUGGAGAAAAGGAAGCAUGGGAAGGGCAUCUGGAACGGCCGACCAGCAUUGAUCGUCCCGUUAAAUCUCCUGGACGGUUAUGAGAAUCGACUUGCGUUUGCUGCUGCCUUUGGUGCUGUCACUAACGAAACCUUAACUCUGUUUUGGGAGAUCCUGUACACCGACCUUGAGUAUCCGCUCUGGGCCGUUGCAUUGAUUCUACAACUGCGGGUGGUGGAGGUGACAGUGGUAUGCUUCCCUCUGUUUGCAUGCAUCGCUACUCGACACCGAUUGGUUGGAUCUGUAUGUGGAUUUCUCUAUUCUGCCUUAUUGUGCGGCGGUGUUGUCACAAGUCUAGUGCAGUGGCUCUGUGAAUCCGGUCAUAUCAAUAAAGUGCCUCCAGCAGAAUCCAUCGCGAUCUACCUUCCUGUGCUUGUAUGUUACCUGUGCCUGAUGCUGAGAUCAGCAGUGUUAAUUAUCCGCCUUGUGGCAUCUGAAGUUUACUCCCUACAGGAGGAUACAGACACGGUGCAUCCACAUCAAAUCAUCCAUGUACGGCUAUUACUGAGCGGUUACUACGAUGCAGUUUUAACGAAAGAAGAAACGUUCAGACAAAAGGUUUGCUACAGAUCCAUCCAGGGCUUCAAGUAUCCUGUGAAGAUAGUCUGUGCUGUCUUCAUCAUUACUGUUAUUCUCUAUCAGCUUGCUGUAGCAGAGAUAGGGUUCGUCAUGUCAGCGCAAGAGCUCAAGAACUUGGAUGAGAACAUCCAGCUACCAGUAUUCAACCAUACAAUCAUCUUCCUCACACCACAGGCCGUCGACGGUAUGAUAGGAACGUAUUACGCAGUGGCGUUUGUAGCCAAUGCUGCAGCGUUUAUUCACAUAUACUUCUUCUUGAAGAUAUACAGGAAAAACAUUUUGAGGUUGCACCAAGGAGAUCAAUCCUUCAUCUGCCAGAUUGACCAACGUGCACAAUAUAUCAUGGCCAGCAAUCUGCGAUUCCUCGGCUAUCUCAUUGCCUACAGUGUAUGGGGUACCGUGAUUGCCUUCUUCUUUCUGCUGGGGUUGUCUCUUGUAGUCUACUAUGCGCUGUUCUUGAUGGACGCCAACGGCUACCUGGUGACCUUCCUCACAUACGUAGCACAGGUUUUGAGCUUUCCUGCCACGGCACUCAUCCUCUUCUAUCUCCAGGUAGUGAUGGCGAGAUACGUUCUGCUUCAGGACAAAAUACGCCCGACUGACGAGGAUCCACCGCUCAAUGUAGAUAACAGGAGAUUUUACGAGGGAUUCAACUUUUUCUCCCUGUUCGGGAGCCUGACCAUUGGUAUAUUCUCCUGCUUCCUUCGAAUUCUAAUUGGGACAGUCAUGGGCGGCGUGAUGGUUGGUAGACUGGACAAAACCACCUUCAUGAGGAACAUGGAAAGGCAUGAUAGAGGUCACUUAUCCUACAUCAGUAUGCUACACGUUGAAAACAGUCAUAACCACCCUGUUGUCCGGGUCUUCUGUGGUGUCCUCUGGGACGAAACGUUACAGAAGAGACAUGACAGCCAAAGAACAUUAUUUGGGACACCCGUGCGCCUGUACAGGACAUUUCCUGAUGUUGAGCCAUCCGAAGAUGAACACCUGAUCAGCGGCACUUCGGGUAGAAAAUCCCAACGGCAGAUUUCAGUUUUGAAAAAUACGCGAUACGUUCGAAAGUGGAAACUUGCCUACACAUUGCUCAGGAACCCAGGUUUGAGGAGACAGAGGAAGACUUUUGCAUCCAAUGGUGGACACAAACCUCAAGAAGCAAUUGAAAGUGUAAUGGUUGAGAUACAUGACUUCUCAUCAAUGAUAAAUUGAUGAACCACAUUUAAUAAUUCAAAACGUUACACCUGUAUUAUUCAAUGAUCACGUGACACCAUGGGAAAAGACCAAUGACCUCGUUAAUCCGAACAACGCCGUAACUUGUGAAUUCGUCUGGCUUAACAAAUGUCCGUAGUAUCGAAUCAUACUUACGAUGUAGUGACACAUUGUAUAUAUGGAGACGUUCCUUAAAAGUAAUCAUACGAAUAUAGGAGAGUCCGAUUUAAAGGGAUGAACUGUAUACCUGUAGUGAGUCAAUCCAAUAAAGAUCAGGGUCCAGCUGCAGGGCCCCGUUCCACAAAGCUAUCUUAGCGCUAAGGUGAUCGUAACUCCCAUACUCUAAUAUAGGUUUACGAUAGUUCCACAAAGCGAUCUUUGGGCUACGACAAAGCCCAUGUAAACGUAUAGGGGUUAUACAUUACGAUAAGCUUAGCGCUCAGAUCGCUUUGGGUAACGGGGCUCUGAUAUUUUAAUCCGAAACAAUACUUACCUUAAGGACAACUCCAUAGAAGGUCGCGUUCGGUGAACCAGGAUGAAUAGGAUUUUAAGCCAAACAAAUGUCAGCUUUCUCGAUUCGGAAAUUUCGAUUUGAACAAAAGAAAAUCCACUCAGGACAUAAAUAUGCCCUCGAAGGUACUUGGUUUUUGUUGUAGCUACCGCGGAGGUAAGAAACAACAGGUAGUUUAAAUUUUCCACAAAAAUCUAAUGGUGCAGCUUUCAUUAUGUACGUUCUGGAAAUGUCGUUUUAGCGCUUUUUCGUGAGACGGAAAUCAGAUAUGUUGAUCUGAAUGGUUCGCGCACUAGUACCGAUAAUUUAGACGCCUCGACGCUGAUUCACUGAUCAGAAAGUUCACCUCACGCGACGUCAUUAUUGGGGGUACACUGUCACCUCAGAUCUUUACGCAGAGUGGUAUAUCGUUUCGGAUUAAAAAAUCUGAUUUUAAGGAGAUUGGUGGUUAUUAAUCAGCUUCUUCUUACCCAAUACUUACUGACCACAUGUACUGGUAGUCUGAAUUUUCACUGUCGAGUUGUCAAUACAUCCAGUGCCUCUCUUGUUACAUGAUUUCAAAGUAUAUUAAUUCAUUUUGUCUCUCAAUCUGAUAUGUAAUUAUUAAAUAUUCUCUUAUCUUCUUGAUAUAUAUUCUUAUAAGCAAGUCAACAUAAUAAACCUUGACAUUAAGUACAACCAUGACAGCAUAUUAUUAAAGUUGAUACACUUUCUUCAUGUAUGUUAACCCAUUUUUCAAUAUGUUCUGUUAUACCCGUAUCUUCACUAUCAAAUUUUGUUAAUAUUGAUUACUUUAACACCGAUAAGUUUGCAUUCAAAACGUAAUAAAGGAUAUCGCCAAACAUUUCUGUCCAUUUUGACAAUAACGUGAAGGGCAUCUAAUAUGACACGCAAGACUCGGACACAACUCCAGUAAUCUCAACACUGAUCGAUGUAUUAAGCGAGCAGUUGAAAAGUUCGGUCUCGGAUAAAAAAAAAAAAUUCUGAAAUUUAGGGUGUCAGUUGGUCUGCCAGCUUUUCUUCCUUUCAACUCCAUGUUAUUGGUGGAAGGCCAUAAUUAACCUUUGUACAGCUUUAAUCGUCACAAUAUUAUAAUAAACAUAAUCAUCAUCACUAUCGCAGAUAUAACAAUAUAAAGUACAGAUGAAAACAUACCAGUUCUAUAUCCAUCCGUGCAUGGUGUGUUGAUAGUGGUGUGACUCCAGAAUUUCUGUGUUUUGUUUUAAUAUCGGUGGUACUGUUAUUCUGAGAUUUUUGAGGAUGUCAACAAUUUCGCAAUUAGGCUUAAGGGUUGUUGUUCCAAACUACAUGUGUGAGGUUUUUUGAUCCGACAUCGAACAUUUGUACUACUCCCUUAUCUGAUUUCUUGCCAUGCUCCAUGAUAAAUGUGAUUUGUACAAAAUACUCCUUUUGCAGCAUAUUCUCUUUUGCAGCAUAUCAUUUCAAGAGUGAGUGUAUGUGAGUGAGUGAAUUGCUGGAUGUCUGAGUGAGUGAUUGACAGUGCUUUUAACCCUGUUUCAAUAAUACGAUGGCUUCUUCCAUGUGGGAGAAAUUGCAGAUGUGAUGCUUAUUUUAGACGCUUACCACUUUGUCGAAACCAACGAGCACUGUGUGGUGCUGGCAAGCAAUUGUUCUUAUUAAUCAGGAAUCAUCAGGGAUUCGAACCCACGAUUAUCGGAUCGUGACACGAGUAAUACAAGCAUGGCUUAAUAUCUGGGACUCGAACCCUCGAUCAUGGUUCUAGCAUGCCAAAGAAACGCGCCAUCGAAAUACGGCUUGUACAGCCGUGUCCCCAAAUACAAUUACAUCCGUAAAACAAUACUCAAUGGCUUCAUCGUAUUAACACACAAGUGCAAGUAUGUACAUAUGUGCAGCAUAAUGUACCCUCAAUUGACAGUGACAACCGGAGACCCGAUUAGAAAUGGCCUUCGGCAAACCAUGCUUGUUAUAAUUUGAAAAAUGUAACAAAAUUUGUCAGAAUUGUAAUUUAAAUGAGUUAGAGGAUGAAUGCCACAUGCUAAUGCAAUGUCCAUGUUUUAAUGAUUUGAGAAACAUUUUGUACCAAAGAAAUAUUUAAGCAAAUGCACAUUCAAAUGUUUUGUUAAUUUAAUGAAUGAUUAUGAUCCAGCUAUAGUAGUAUACUUGUUAAACUUUUGUAAAGCUUCACUUUAAGGAGAGAAUGUUAUCAUUAAUUACUGAACACUCUGUUAUCAUUGAAUAUAUAUACACAUAUGAUAAACCGCCAUCACCCUUGAUGUAUAUUUUGUAUUUUUGUAUACUUUGUAUACUUUGUAUAUGGGCCUGAGGCUUCAAGUGCAAAUAAAGAUUGAUGAGGCGACUAACGGG
Haliotis rufescens (red abalone) is the source of this 4948-nucleotide messenger RNA. RefSeq names its product stimulated by retinoic acid gene 6 protein-like. The record is from RefSeq and is a predicted model, not a curated record. NCBI's taxonomy places the organism in Eukaryota, Metazoa, Mollusca, Gastropoda, Lepetellida, Haliotidae. The transcript is spliced from 18 exons. Gene Ontology annotation, biological process: vitamin A import into cell. Gene Ontology annotation, molecular function: signaling receptor activity; retinol transmembrane transporter activity. Bases 163 to 2091 code for a protein of 642 amino acids. Gene Ontology annotation, cellular component: plasma membrane.